UUAUCUGACACUGAGAUGCCAUACUUUAAACGUCUUCGAAGGGCCACAUGGAUGGAGUCGAAGCUGCUCUGUCGCCUUGCUGCACCUGCAGUUGUUGUUUAUAUGAUCAACUAUCUCAUGUCCAUGUCCACCCAAAUCUUCUCUGGCCAACUUGGUAAUCUUGAACUCGCUGCUGCCUCCCUUGGCAACACUGGAAUCCAAUUAUUUGCCUAUGGCCUUAUGUUAGGAAUGGGAAGUGCUGUGGAGACACUAUGUGGGCAAGCAUUUGGUGCACACAAAUACGGAAUGCUAGGGUUAUAUCUACAAAGAUCAACCCUUCUCCUCUCUCUCACUGGGAUCCUACUCACAAUCAUUUACAUCUUUUGCAAACCCAUUUUAGUUUUACUUGGGGAAUCACAGGAAAUCGCAUCAGCAGCAGCAGUUUUUGUGUACGGCCUUAUUCCACAAAUUUUUGCAUAUGCGGUAAACUUUCCAAUACAAAAGUUUUUGCAAGCUCAAAGCAUAAUGGCCCCUAGUGCAUAUAUAUCAGCAAUCACUUUGGUAAUACAUAUUCUGUUAAGUUGGCUUGCUGUGUACAAAACUGGGCUAGGCUUGUUGGGUGCAUCUCUAGUGUUGAGUUUGUCAUGGUGGAUUAUUGUGCUGGCACAAUUUGUUUAUAUAAUUAACAGUGAGAAGUGCAAGCAUACAUGGGAUGGUUUUGCUGUGCAAGCCUUCUCUGGGUUGUGGGGAUUUUUUAAGUUAUCUGCUGCAUCUGCUGUGAUGCUGUGCUUGGAGACAUGGUACUUCCAAGUUCUUGUUCUCAUAUCUGGGUUGCUAGAGAACCCUGAGUUGUCUUUGGAUUCGCUCUCCAUUUGCAUGACAAUCUCUGGAUGGGUGUUUAUGAUCUCAGUUGGAUUCAAUGCAGCUGCAAGCGUGAGAGUCAGCAAUGAACUGGGAGCUGGAAAUCCAAAGUCAGCCGCGUUUUCAGUGGUAGUGGUGACAAUAAUGUCUUUGAUUAUCUCAGUGAUGGCAGCAUUAGCAGUGAUGGCAUUACGGGAUGUCAUCAGUUAUGCUUUCACCGGCGGCGAAACUGUGGCUAAAGCAGUAUCUGAUCUCUGUCCACUUCUAGCCCUAACUCUUGUACUAAAUGGAGUUCAGCCUGUUUUAUCAGGUGUGGCUGUUGGAUGCGGUUGGCAAGCUUUUGUUGCCUAUGUUAAUGUCGGAUGCUACUAUGUGGUCGGGAUCCCAUUGGGUUCACUCUUCGGUUUCUACUUCAACUUGGGUGCCAAGGGAAUAUGGUCAGGAAUGAUUGCUGGCAUAGUAUUGCAAACAGUUAUUUUGCUAUGGGUUACGAUUCGGACGGAUUGGAAUAAAGAGGUUCAAGAGGCUCUGAAAAGGCUGGAAAUGUGGGAGGGGAAAGAAGAACCGCUUGUAGAAUGAGAAAUAUUCAAGGUUUAAUUAUAGCUGAUGAGAAGACGUUUAAUGAAGCACAUGAAAUGUG
This is a messenger RNA of Populus nigra (black poplar), 1480 nucleotides long. Its product is annotated as protein DETOXIFICATION 40-like. Gene Ontology annotation, cellular component: membrane. Gene Ontology annotation, molecular function: antiporter activity; xenobiotic transmembrane transporter activity. The record is from RefSeq and is a predicted model, not a curated record. Lineage: Eukaryota; Viridiplantae; Streptophyta; Magnoliopsida; Malpighiales; Salicaceae. Gene Ontology annotation, biological process: xenobiotic detoxification by transmembrane export across the plasma membrane. Bases 16 to 1419 code for a protein of 467 amino acids. The transcript has 7 exons.